AGACGCCGUGUAUAGCUGUUGUGCCACAAGCCAUAAGGACUAUUGCUUCGUGUUCGUUCGCUGCCAUAUCUCGCCACGACCUCGUUCUGUAUCGCAGUACAGCUUUCACAAUAAAUCAAAUCACCUCUACUUCAGAACGCAUGUCAAGAUCCCCCCAAUGGCAACCAUCGAAACCCAGGACCUUAGAGAAAGAAUCGGGCGCUUUCGAGUUCUGAUCAUGGGGAGAGCAAACCCAGGCAAAACGACCAUCCUUCAGAAGGUCUGCAACACCACCGAUCAACCAGAAAUUUACGAUACCAAAGGAAACAAGAUCGAUACUGCCAUCGUGGAAUCAUCGAUUAAGCCGUGCGAACUGUAGAAGAAUAUAAUUCUGCUCUACUAAAUAUGAUCAUCUAUACACCUGUGACUCCCGCAUAAGGACAGUAAUAAUAGGCGAUAACACAUAGGGUUCGCACCUGUAAGACGAGGCAAAAUCAGCGUGUCAGAGCCUCCUUCUAUAUUGUUUGAAUAAAGAGGAACUUUAUACUGCUAGGACGUAGGUAGCACUGUACUACCACCGGCAUGUCGGCAAUGCUGUGACGUGUUCCCGGC
Suillus fuscotomentosus is the source of this 591-nucleotide messenger RNA. RefSeq lists its product as uncharacterized. Bases 158 to 358 code for a protein of 66 amino acids. The record is from RefSeq and is a predicted model, not a curated record. Lineage: Eukaryota; Fungi; Basidiomycota; Agaricomycetes; Boletales; Suillaceae. The transcript has 3 exons.